Molecule: messenger RNA, 1083 nt
Organism: Phialemonium atrogriseum
Lineage: Eukaryota; Fungi; Ascomycota; Sordariomycetes; Cephalothecales; Cephalothecaceae
Product: amidase signature domain-containing protein
Exons: 5
Coding region: 1-1083 (360 amino acids)
Source: RefSeq, a predicted model, not a curated record
AUGUUAUGCAGCACGAGAUGCGUCCGUUUUCUGACAGCUUCGCAGAGCCCCGGCGGCUCCUCGACCGGGAGUGCCGUCAGCCUUUCGGCCAGCUUCGCGCUCAUCGGAAUCGGCACCGAGAACGACGGAUCGAUCGUGCAGCCGUCAUCUAGACAGUCCUUGUACUCACUGAAGCCAACUCAAGAGGUAAUCACGGCCGAGAGUUGUUGGCGCGUAUCCAAAAGCCUCGACACCCCCGGAGCCAUGGCAAGGUCUACUCGCGACGUGGCGGCAGCGACAGAGGUCCUCCUGGACCCUGCGGCGAGUGCGAAACUACCUGGAGGUGGCUACACGUCCUUCUUGGCGGGAUCAUUUGAGAGGUUGAAGAUUGGCUUCGUUGAUCCUACCCUCUGGCGCUUCCCACCUGAUCUUUGGGUUCCCAGCGAUGAAGCUAAAGAACAACACGAUGCGUAUCAUAACGCGAGAGCUUUGGUGGAGUCACUUGGCGCAAAGGUGGUCUAUCCCGCGACCUUGCCUGAGCCCAGCAAGUUAGAAAAUGAUGGCGACUACACACCUUUCGUCGUGAACUCCUUCGAGAUCGCAGACACAGUAAAGGAGUUUUUCAGUGACUACGUCGAUCCGGAGUCCACGAUCCGGGACCUCUGCCAUAUUGUCAACUUCAACAAACAGCACUCAGAAAGCUGCUUACCGAAAGAUGCACCAGAUCAAUCUUGGCUCGUCAGGGCUGUCGAGGAGAAACCGUCGCAAGAGAGAUACGAGGCCGCUUUCCAACACAUGCGCCGGGUCGGGAGGGAUGAGGGACUCAAGAAAACCCUUCGCGAUAAUGAUCUCGACAUUGUAAUCACUCCGAUGGAUAGCCCUGUGUGCUCCCUCAGCAUGGCUUCUGGAUAUCCAAUCGCUAAUGUUCCUCUGGGGAGGUACCACCUUAAAGGGGAGCCCAGCCAUCCGUUUGGAUUGGCUUCUCUCGCCCGUUCUGAAGGCGAAGGCACUCUCUUCCAAUUCAUGAGCGCCUACGAGGCCAACUUUCCAGCUAGGGUUAUCCCGGAGCGGCUGCUAAGGUCCAUUCCAGAGCAAUCCGCCUAG